This is a messenger RNA of Toxorhynchites rutilus septentrionalis, 528 nucleotides long. RefSeq names its product larval cuticle protein A2B-like. NCBI's taxonomy places the organism in Eukaryota, Metazoa, Arthropoda, Insecta, Diptera, Culicidae. The record is from RefSeq and is a predicted model, not a curated record. The coding region runs from base 74 to 427 and encodes 117 amino acids. The transcript is spliced from 2 exons. Gene Ontology annotation, cellular component: extracellular matrix.
CCCCCCAGUUGCAGUGAACCAAUAGGUCGGUUUGAAUUACAGCCCAAAUUCAGAAGAAAGUAACCUGACAAAUAUGUUGAAGAUAUGCAUCGUAUUGAUCGCCUGUGCGACCAUGGUUGUUUCAAUUGAAGAGGAGCCUCACGAUCACCCUCAAUACAAGUACCAGUAUGGAGUGAAGGACGAUCACACGGGGGAUAACAAGGAGCAUUGGGAACACCGGGAUGGUGAUGUUGUACAGGGAUCCUAUUCGGUCCAUGAAUCAGAUGGCACGCACCGUCUGGUGGAGUAUAAGUCGGACAAAGUCGCUGGAUUCCAGGCCCAUGUGCAGCGAAACGGACAUGCACAGCAUCCGGCAGUGUAUGGUGAACAUGUCGAUGAGCAUGGUCAUGGUGGCGAAAGUUAUGCCAAUAUUGAUCAACACCACUAGGAUUGUGGAUAUUUAAGGAGGAGAAUUGCAGGCAGCCAUACGUAGGUCACAUUACCUUGUUGAGGACUGUGUAAUAAAGACUUGUUAGGUUAAAAUGACAA